Molecule: messenger RNA, 1014 nt
Organism: Mixia osmundae IAM 14324
Lineage: Eukaryota; Fungi; Basidiomycota; Mixiomycetes; Mixiales; Mixiaceae
Exons: 10
Coding region: 1-1014 (337 amino acids)
Biological process (GO): heme biosynthetic process
Cellular component (GO): cytosol
Molecular function (GO): zinc ion binding; porphobilinogen synthase activity
Source: RefSeq, a predicted model, not a curated record
AUGUCAGAUGCACAGUACGACAUUCCUCGAGGAGCCUACCUUCAGGGUGGCUACAACACUGCGCUCACCCAACGUCUGCAAGCCGAGCGACAUCUGACAAAAGAUAUGCUCAUGUAUCCCAUCUUCCUCACCGACGAUCCCGAAGCAGAAGUCACUAUCGCUAGCUUGCCUGGCCAGAAAAGAUGGGGUAUCAACAAGUUGCACGGCUUCCUGGAGCCACUCGUCCGCAAGGGCUUACGCAGUGUCAUUCUCUUUGGCGUGCCGCUCAAGGCGCAAAAGGACUAUCGAGGCACGCCAGCUGACGAUCAAGAAGGACCUGUCAUACAAGGCGUCAAGCUCAUCAGAUCGAGCUUUCCGGACGUCACUGUUUCGUGCGACGUCUGCCUGUGCGAGUAUACAGACCACGGUCAUUGCGGUCUGCUUCGUGAUGACGGCACGAUCGAUCCGCCUCCUUCGGUAGCGAGGAUAGCAGAGGUUGCGCUGGCCUACGCGGAAGCCGGUGCACAUAUGGUCGCACCCUCUGACAUGAUGGAUGGUCGAAUCGGCGCAAUCAAAGACUAUCUCACUCGAUCCGGCUACGGAAAUCGAUGUUGCCUCAUGGCCUACUCUGCCAAAUUUGCGAGCGGAUGCUACGGUCCCUUCAGAGAAGCAGCCGGCUCUGUUCCGAAUUUUGGCAACCGAAGAUGCUACCAGCUGCCGCCGAAUGCUCGCGGUCUGGCCAAACGUGCUCUACUACGAGAUGCUUCAGAGGGCGCAGACAUUCUGAUGGUUAAGCCGGCCACACCCUAUCUCGACAUAUUAGCAGAAGCGCGAAUCAUCACACCCAACCAUCCACUGGCUUGCUACCAAGUGUCUGGCGAGUUUGCGAUGGUCCAUGCGGGCGCGAGGGCAGGUGUCUUUGAUCUCAAGCAGAUGGCAUUCGAGACGGUCGAGGGAAUGCUUCGUGCUGGCGCGACACUCGUGCUCACCUACUUCACGCCAGACUUCCUGGAGUGGCUCGACGAACCACGAUGA